AUGGCACAAAGUGUGGUAAGAGAGGCUGUUCCUUAUGACUGCCAUAGAUUUUAUGAAACCCGAUUGCUGACCUGUCCUCCGGAAUUUCAUUGGAACUCGAAACUGCAACGAUGCGAUCUGCAAACUACCGCUGAUUGUUCCUCCACCAAUGCGGUGCCAAAUUGGAGUAAGCCCAUACAAAUCGCACCUAUUCCCAUUCCGGCACCGGUCAAAAAACCAGAAUUCAACAAUCUUUCCCAAGUUUGUAAAGAAAAACUCGGGCAGUUAAUAGCUUUCUCGGGUGACUGUACACGCUUCAUUGUUUGCGAUUAUCUGCCCUUUGUGAAGUCCUGUCCGCAGUACCUCUAUUGGAACUCUUACCUACUAACCUGCGAUAAAAUUUGUGUUUAAUAUACCAUCCAAAAG
Drosophila suzukii is the source of this 405-nucleotide messenger RNA. RefSeq lists its product as uncharacterized. Gene Ontology annotation, molecular function: chitin binding. The record is from RefSeq and is a predicted model, not a curated record. Gene Ontology annotation, cellular component: extracellular region. Lineage: Eukaryota; Metazoa; Arthropoda; Insecta; Diptera; Drosophilidae.